Molecule: messenger RNA, 2060 nt
Organism: Saprolegnia diclina VS20
Lineage: Eukaryota; Oomycota; Saprolegniomycetes; Saprolegniales; Saprolegniaceae
Exons: 3
Coding region: 49-2034 (661 amino acids)
Biological process (GO): late endosome to vacuole transport; cellular response to nitrogen starvation; autophagy
Cellular component (GO): phagophore assembly site; phosphatidylinositol 3-kinase complex, class III, type II; phosphatidylinositol 3-kinase complex, class III, type I
Source: RefSeq, a predicted model, not a curated record
CGGCGGCCUACUUCGCCUCGACUGUCGGGAAGCGGACGACGCAGGAGCAUGAUCCCGACGACGCCGAGGAAGCCGACGACCGGGUCCCGCAGCCAGCUCGCCAUGGGCCACACCGCGCCGGCGGCCUCGGCGCUGCGGAGGAACACGUCCAUGACGACGACGCCCUCGAUCCAGCAGUCGCUGAGCCGCAGCCACGGCCAUAGCUCGGGCAUGCGCGCGUCGACAUCGACACCAAACAUGCGCGACCUCAUGACGCAGUCCGCGCCGGGGCGCAAGCAGACGAAGAACCGCAUGGGCUCCUUCAACCCCUCGCUCUUGAGCCAGUCCGUGCCACGUGCCAAGCCGCUCUUGCUCCCCGCGCCCGAGCCGACGCUGCCGCCGCCAACGACCGAGUCGCUUGCGCUCAUCCUCAAACCGACGUCCGCCGACUUGCGCCCGCGCUGCGCCGUGUGCGAAGCCGCGCUCGUCGUGCAGCCGAUCAACGACGUUGUGCCCUCCAGCUCGGACGACUCGCUUGCCUCGCUCUUGCAUCUGCAGACGAUUUUAGAUCCCAUGUUCCACGAGACGACCGCGACAACCGAUGAGGACGAGGACGACGUGCCGCCUGUAGACCACAGCUACGUCUACGUCCGCGACGAAGUAUGGGAAAACCAAGCCUUUGCCAACGGGACGUGGGCUCGCGUUAAUGGCACGACGCCGCCGUAUGUAGCCGGCGACUCGAACCUGCCGCUGGAUGCGCUGCCCGACAAGACGUCAUCGACGAGCGCAUGGCUCGACGAGUGGUCGCCCGACGUCCUCGUGGCCGGGUGCGACGACGAGGGCUGGCUCUACGGGAGCAGCUUUGCCCAGCUCGACGAGGCGACGUCGCCAGCACCGUCGUUCUCGGCAUCGUCGCCGCGCGCACGGCGCCGGCGGCUCGUGCGCCACCGCAAGAUCCGUCACACACAAGAAGGCUGGUGGAAUGAAGUCAUGGACCGCAGCCUGCACUUUUCGUCGCUCAAGACGCCCAUGUGCCAUCCGUGCGCCGAAGCGCUGCAGAAGACCUUGCGCUCAGAACUGUCCCGGCUCGCCGCCGACGAAGCGUCGUACGAUGUGUACCUCGAGUCGCUCGCCGAUGCGGUCGACGACGAUGACACAGUGGGCCGUGCCCGCCCCCACAAGGCCCGUCCCGGGCGGAAAGGGCUGGCAAAAAUGAGCCAUCUGACGUGGCAAGACGCCAACCUGGACGACUAUGACGACGACGACGUCGACCUCGAGAUCUUGUCGCUCGACGAGCUCGAGCUCAAAGCGCGCGCACUUGACGACAUGCUGCGGUACAUGGACGAGGAGAGCGCCAUGGUGUUGCGGAACCGCGAGCUCAUUUGGUCGUGCGCGACCGAGCUCGCGACCUUGCAACGCGACUCGUUUGACCAUGGCGCCGUUGUGCAGCUAUUGCAUGCAAGCACCAAGGAAGAGCGGUCGUCGGUGUCGACGUUUGCAGUGCAUGCAUCCGACGUGCUCCGGUGCCUCCAGCGCUACAACGUAUUCAACGACACGUUUCACAUUUGGCACGAAGGCUCCUUUGGUACGAUCAACGGGCUCCGGCUCGGGCGCCUCCCGAGCAAGCCGGUCGAGUGGGCCGAAAUCAACGCUGCGCUCGGCCAAGCGACCUUGCUGCUGGCGACGGUCGCUGGCCGCGCGAACCUCACCUUUGCACGGCACACGCCGGUCGCGCGAGGCAGCUACUCCAAGAUGCUCACGGCGCAGUCCAAAGACAAGCGGAAGGAGUACCCGCUCUACUCGGACGGCAGCUUUUUCCAGCGACAAAAGUUCAACCAAGCGCUCGUCUUCUUCCUCGAGUGCGUCGACGAAGCCGGCGUCCGCGCCAUGCGCGAAGAACCGUCACUGCGCUUCCCGUACAAGAUUUACAAGGGCAAGAUCGGCGAGCUCGCGAUAUCGGUUGGCGGCAACGACGAGCAGUGGACGCGCGCACUCAAGUAUCUGCUCACGCACCUCAAGUGGCUCCUCGCAUGGAUCGCCAAGCGGUAUCCGUAGAGUUAAUAAUACGACCUUUUGAGGUA